AUGGAUCCGACAACAACGCUUUUUACCUUCAUGUUUCGGCGAGACCGUGGCCAAUGGCGUGGCUGCUACACCUUCAAGGAUAUUGUCUGUGAGGGUGGUGCGGGUACGAUACCAAGAAGGACUGGCGGCUUGAAAAUGGGCCACACUUAUUACUAUUACUAUGAACUUGACGGGGCGUCCGAAACACACGAUCCAACUCUCCCGUCUACCAAUACCUGCCCGUAUCUUCCUGGCCAGACUGUAAAUACCCUCUGGAUUCCCGUCGAGCAGUCUCUCAGAAAACGGAGUGCCUCAUUGACCUCGCUCCGCGAGGAAGAUUAUAAGACCAUGGAUCCUGCGAGCAAGUUUGCCGCUCCUAGACCAGCACCAACUCCCCCAGAAACAACCCCCCGGAUAGGGACCGCGCCGCUCCGCUAUCAGCAUCAAAAGCGCCCAUCAAGGUCUUUGUCCCCAGGUUCCGUGUGGUCGUUCUCGCCCCGAAAACUUUUCAGUCGCAAAUCAAGUUCAUCUUCAUUGAAAGAAACCAAAGUUCUUCCAGCACAAGACGAGCGGAGUGGCCAUUUCCAGGGUAGUCGCUCCAGGGAUAUGUCACCGGAAUCACUUCGGAAGUUCCUAGUGGAUGCUAGGCCCUUAGCGGAGGAACCUGAGGCUAAUGAACGGCCCGUUAUCGUCAUCCCUGAUGAUAUCGUCGAGGAAAAUGAGGAUGAUGACAACUUUGCUACAUCCGCCGUGUCCGAGACAGUGGCGUUCACCGGGCUGGCCCCACCUCCGCAGCGAACCAUCUCUCCCUCCCCAACAGUGGUCUCCUGUCGUGAUGGCGCGCUAUCCGUGAUCGAAUCCAAUCUGCCAGUUCCCGCUCCACGGACACGUUCCCCUAAUCUGGCGACAAAGCUCCAAAUUGCCCAGAAGACCGAUCGGCCGUCAUAUGUGCCGGUUCUUACCUCGCCUAAUCAGCAGACCCCAGAAUCCCCAGAUGCCCACUCCCCACCCGGCUUCUACCUUUCCGAAGACGAGGAGGAUGAAGGUGUCCUGUCGGGAAACGAGGACGAACUACCCCCUGUCCAGGGGAUUACUGACACGAUUGAUGGGAAAGGCAUUAAUCCCUUUGCCAGGAACCUGAACGCUGCUCUCUCCACCUACAGUCUCCCUCGGACAUCCGGCACGGAGGGCAAGGAAGGCAAGCGCUCUGCCGCUAGCCGCAGGUUUUCAGUCUGCGGUGGGGGACCUGAGACAGAGGACGUGACAAUCGGCAAUCCUACUGCUUCGCUUCUUUCUAGCCCAGGCGCCGAGUCACGUCUCGAAGACCUGGUGGAUGAGUUGGGGUGGAUGGCGAACAUGAUUCGGGUGUAA
Molecule: messenger RNA, 1350 nt
Organism: Canariomyces notabilis
Lineage: Eukaryota; Fungi; Ascomycota; Sordariomycetes; Sordariales; Chaetomiaceae
Exons: 3
Coding region: 1-1350 (449 amino acids)
Source: RefSeq, a predicted model, not a curated record